This is a messenger RNA of Micropterus salmoides (largemouth bass), 1062 nucleotides long. RefSeq names its product olfactory receptor 10A6-like. NCBI's taxonomy places the organism in Eukaryota, Metazoa, Chordata, Actinopteri, Centrarchiformes, Centrarchidae. Gene Ontology annotation, biological process: G protein-coupled receptor signaling pathway. The record is from RefSeq and is a predicted model, not a curated record. Gene Ontology annotation, molecular function: G protein-coupled receptor activity; olfactory receptor activity. Gene Ontology annotation, cellular component: membrane. The transcript has a single exon. The coding region runs from base 1 to 957 and encodes 318 amino acids.
AUGAUUAAUUCAACUUUAUCAAAUUUAUCUUAUUUUAUUCUUGGAGCUUAUUUGCAUGUUGGAAACUUAAGAUACUUUUAUUUCCUGAUAACUGCUUUGCUUUACAUUGUAAUUGUUGCAGUCAACAUGUCUCUCAUUGUGGUUAUCUGUAUGGACAGAAGCUUACAUGAACCUAUGUACCUUUUUCUGUGCAGCCUGUUUGUAAAUGAGCUGUAUGGUAGUACAGGGUUGUUUCCAUUCCUUCUGCUUCAGAUUCUCUCUGACAUUCACACUGUUUCUGCUCCCUUUUGUUACCUGCAGAUUUUCUGUUUAUAUACAUAUGGAAGUAUAGAAAUUAGUAACUUAGCCAUCAUGUCUUACGACAGAUAUCUUGCUAUCUGUUGUCCUCUACAGUAUAACACACACAUGACUUUGAACAAGGUAUUCAUCUUUAUCAUUGUGGUAUGGUUGUACUCUUUUGUGAAAUUUGUAAUUAUUUUAUCUUUAAACAUCCGGUUGACUCUGUGUGGACACAUCAUUAACAGUUUGUAUUGUCAGAACUACCUAGUAGUUAAAUUAGCAUGUUCUGACACCAAACUGAAUAACAUUUAUGGACUUUUUAGUAUUGUUCUCUCCAUCGUAGUCCCUCUGCUGCCAAUAAUUUUCUCUUACAUAAAAAUUCUUAAGGUUUGUUUUGCUGCUUCCAAACAGACCAGACAGAAAGCUGUCAGUAUCUGCACACCUCAGCUUGUGUCUCUGUUGAACUUUUCUUUUGGCAGCAGCUUUGAGAUACUUCAGAGCAGAUUUGAUAUGACCGGUGUUCCCAGUGUGCUGCGUAUUAUUCUCUCUCUGUAUUUUCUCAUCAUACAACCACUUUUGAAUCCUAUCAUGUAUGGAAUGCAAAUGUCCAAAAUCCGAAGAACAUUUAAGCAUCUGUUCUGUUAUAAACUGUUGACUGGUCAGAGAGAUACCAUGUAAGUGCAACUAAAUAAUUCUCAAUAUCGUCACAUAUUGUUGAAAUGUGCUAACUGAAAACAUGAAACUGGAUGGAAACAAAUGUCUUUCUGUCACUGUUUAUGUGGA